UCCGUAGCCACUUUGGCCCCAGGCUGUUCUGUAGAGCCCGCAGGGGAGGGUCUGCCAGGCGAGCCGCAGGGAGGUGCCGCGCGCGGGCCAGCAACAACAGAAAUGAUGGGGCCGCCGGCGAUGACGUCGCCCUACACGGGCCAGGAGUUCUCUGACGUCAAGGCGGGGUCCAGCGGCCCCAGCGGGGCCCAGAAGGCUGGUCUCUUCUGCUUCUUCGUGCUCACGCGCGCGAUCCACCCAACCAUCAUCGACGCGUCCAAGACCGUCGACGAGGAGACGGGCAAGCGGGGCCUCGCCUAUGGAAACAUGACCGUCGUCCUCGGCGAGUGCUUCUUCACCCUCAUUGCCGGGGCCUUGAUGGCAGCCGCCAAUGGAAAGACCAAGCUCCUGUGGGACGUCAAGUCGCUGAAGGUCUUCUGCGCUAUCGGCUUCAUGUACGCGCUUGGGGACUACCUGGAGAUGGCCAGCAUGGGCGCCCUGGGUGGCGCCGCCUAUCAGGUUCUUCUGCAGUCCAAGCUCGUCAUCACCGCGCUGAUGGUGUGGUACAUGAAGGGUGAGAAGCAGGCCCCCCUGCAGUGGAACAUCCUCGUGCUGAUCAUGCUGUCCAUGUGCUGCUACAUGAUGGGCGGCAGCAGCGACUCGGGCGGCGGUGACGGCGGCAUCCCCAUCAUGGGCGUGAUCAACGUGCUGCUGAAGGUCACCGUCUCCUGCCUCUGCGCGGUGCUCGCGGACAAGUACAUGAAGGAUUUCAAGUCUCUGCCUUUCUACGUGCAGCUGACGCAGAUGAAGGUGGCGUGGACCCUCGUCAUCCUCAUGAUCUCGUUCACGGACGGCAAGACGUGGCAGGAGGGCUUCUUCAAGGGCUGGACCCCAGCUGUCUGGGGCGUGUUCGCCUCCUUCACCGUGAAGUGCUGGAGCACCAUGGCCAUCCUGUCGCUGCUGGAUUCCGUGCUCAAGAACAUCGGGGAGGCCUCCGCCGUGCUUGUCAUCUACAUCAUGAACGUGAGCCUGCCCUACUUCGAGGAGGUCUUCGAGGUCUCGUCCUUCAUGGCCGUCAUGGUGGUCAUCCUGUCCGUCACCGCCUACGUCGGCUCCAAGGACGUCGUCGCCAAGGCCAAGAAGUAUGACGACCAACAGUACAGCAACAAGCCGUGAGGGCGCCUCGCGUCACGCCGCGCUCACCGCUCAGGAGCGAAGAAGACUAAAGGGCACGCGCCAGGCGCUCGGGGGGGGGCCUGGCGCUGCCCGCGUUUCGCGGCAUGACGCCGCCGGAGUUUUCCUUUUUCCAUUCCCCGCGUUCGUCCCUCUCCUCCCCCGCUCUCCUCCUCCGCCUCGCCUCCCUCCUCCGCAGGCCUUGGCGCAAGUGGCAUGCGCCUCCAGCCGUGCCGUCGGAUGCGAUCGAGUCGGACUCGUCCCCCCCGUCCCUCCUCCUCCUCCUCCCCCGUUCUCCCCCCCUCCCCCCCUCAUCAUCCGUCCGCGCCGCGCCACCUCUGCGAUUGCGCCCGUGGGUGUGACCUUUCACAUGGCGGGGGCGCUCGGAUCCGCAGAGAUAGAA
Molecule: messenger RNA, 1555 nt
Organism: Prorocentrum cordatum
Lineage: Eukaryota; Dinophyceae; Prorocentrales; Prorocentraceae
Source: the annotation of a GenBank genome assembly